AACGCGCUGUCGCUGCCGACGUGGGUGAUUCACGUCUCGUCGCUCAUCGAGUGGCUCGUCGCGAUGGGGUUGAUAUGGGAGUACGCGGACGUCAGCGGGAAGCGGGCGUACAAAGGGCUGACGUGGGGUAUGAUCCCGGGGCACGCGAGCGGCAUCGCCGCGUGCACGUUUCAUCUGUUCUACAACGCUCCGGUGUUGAGCGCGGUGGUGGCGACGCAGGCGGGGCUGACCGUGUUCGGGAACGUCACGCUCGCGAUCGCGGCGUAUCACAUC
This is a messenger RNA of Micromonas pusilla CCMP1545, 273 nucleotides long. RefSeq lists its product as uncharacterized. Lineage: Eukaryota; Viridiplantae; Chlorophyta; Mamiellophyceae; Mamiellales; Mamiellaceae. The transcript has a single exon. The annotation marks the transcript as partial. The record is from RefSeq and is a predicted model, not a curated record.